This is a messenger RNA of Oryzias latipes (Japanese medaka), 5054 nucleotides long. RefSeq names its product potassium voltage-gated channel, Shaw-related subfamily, member 1b (gene kcnc1b). Gene Ontology annotation, cellular component: postsynaptic membrane; neuronal cell body membrane; voltage-gated potassium channel complex. Gene Ontology annotation, molecular function: delayed rectifier potassium channel activity; protein binding. Gene Ontology annotation, biological process: potassium ion transmembrane transport; protein homooligomerization; action potential. The record is from RefSeq and is a predicted model, not a curated record. NCBI's taxonomy places the organism in Eukaryota, Metazoa, Chordata, Actinopteri, Beloniformes, Adrianichthyidae.
UCUUUUUUCCCAUUCACCAAAGACCCCAUUACUGACAGCAGAUGGGGUGAAUAACAAGUUAAAGCACACAAACCUUGAGAAUCAUGGGACUAGCAGCGCCCUCUGCUGGCAAAGUGACAGAAUGAAUCCCCCUAAAACAACCUUAGAUGCGCUCAGAGUUGGGUGAGGAAGAAAAGUCACCUUCUCUAUUUCCCCUUACAUUUUUGGUCAUAAUGGAGUGUUUUGGGUGUCAAUUAAUGAGAAUAAAUAAAUGAAGUUAACAUCUAAGUGAAAGCAUCCAUCCGCGUCAAAGCUCUGAGAAACAGAUUUUUUGCACCUCUGGGCGCUCACGGUCACACCUUCUCCUGCCAGCGGUGCGUGCAGCGCCCUCCAGGCUCCACGUGACCACUCCACGCGACGGCAGUGGAAUAGAUGCAUGAGUAAAUAAACGAGCAGCUCUGACUGUCACCAACUCCUUAAAUAUGAGACUUGGUGGCGUUUAAUUAGACAAAAUGCAGGCUUCUGGAUUGGGCAUGCUCAUUGUGAGGUGAGAGAGGAGCGGGACCCGGUGAGGAGAACAGGCAGUUCGGGCGUUUUUUUUUUCUUCUUUUUUAUUGUGGAGGCUUGACGCCCUCUCACGUUUUUGAUCGUGUAGCAGCCCUGAGAACACGACUGCUCUUCCAUCAGACAGGCUUGGGGGGACAUGUCCCGCUUUGCAUCGACAGGGGGAAAGUCUCCGCGUAAUGUAGCAGUCAUCAGUGGAGACAAAGACCUGCUGCUUCGUGGCAGCGCGUCGUCAAAGCGGAGAGGGAGCGCGCAGAGCGGGGUGUGAAGGAGGCGAGUCUGUAGGCAGCGGGGACCGAAGCGCGCAGCCUCUCCAGGCGCUGUCCACUCAGCACCACGGCAGUCACCUUGCUGUGAAAGUCACAAACCCUCUUGUCUGAUCAGUCGGCGCAAUCUGGUCUGAAGAAUUCGAUGUUAUCACCUCCUGGUUGGGAGGAAGACUGCCAUGCUCCUAUCUCGACAUCUUGGAUCUAGCAGCGGUGUGACGUCUAUUCCCUUCCUUUGGCUCCAGUCGGUUUGGAUUUAGGCUGUUUCACGGUCCCUACAGGUGUUUCAGAUCCUCCAGUUCUGCAGAACAUGCCAGGUGUGAAUGGAGUCUGGCCUGAAACGAAGGAGCUCUGAUUCCUUUCUCAGCUGCUGAGAGACGACAGGGUGCUUUUGUGUGCGUAAUCGUGCGCCUCAGCCUCAUCACUUGUGUGCAUAGUUACAAGGUGCGCCUGUUUACCUUUGCGAUGUGGGGAACCUAUUGGAGAAAUGCCUAAGGGACGCAAUGGGCCUGAGCGACGACAAGGAUCGCAUUGUGAUAAACGUGGGAGGGAUCAGACAUCAGACGUACCGCAGCACCCUGCGCACCCUACCUGGAACCCGCCUGUCCUGGCUGGCCGAGCCUGAUGCGCCCAACCACUUUGACUAUGAUGCCAAGAUUGAGGAGUUUUUCUUCGACCGCCACCCAGGCGUUUUUGCACAUAUCCUUAAUUAUUACAGAACAGGUAAACUGCACUGCCCGGCUGAUGUCUGCGGGCCCCUCUAUGAGGAGGAGCUGGCCUUCUGGGGCAUUGAUGAGACAGACGUGGAGCCAUGCUGCUGGAUGACCUAUCGCCAGCACAGGGAGGCGGAGGAGGCCCUUGAUAGUUUCGGUGGGGGGGGUCUGUUAGACCUGGGGAGCGAUGAUCCAGACCCAGAGCCGGAACACACUGAGGAUGAGGUGGAUGAAAUGACAAGGAGGCUGGCGCAGGGGGACUCCCCCGAUGCCAGGAGUGGGAGCCUGUGGAGCCGCUGGCAGAAGCGCGUUUGGGCUCUGUUUGAGGACCCUUACUCUUCUAAAUAUGCAAGGUGGAUAGCUCUGGCCUCGCUGUUCUUUAUUCUGGUGUCCAUCACCACCUUCUGUCUGGAGACCCACGAAGCUUUCAACCCAAUCGUCAACCGCACAUAUGUGGAACACUUGGACAACAUCACAACAGAGAACACGUACCAGGAGACAGAGACGGCAGCCUACCUCACCUACAUUGAAGGCGUUUGUGUGGUGUGGUUCACUUUUGAAUUUCUAAUGCGAAUAACUUUCUGCCCAAACAAGUUUGAUUUCAUUCGUAACGCGCUGAACAUCAUAGACUUUGUGGCCAUUCUGCCCUUCUACUUGGAAGUGGGCCUCAGUGGGCUGUCCUCCAAGGCAGCUAAGGACGUGCUGGGUUUCCUGAGGGUGGUUCGCUUUGUGCGGAUCCUGCGAAUCUUCAAGCUGACCCGUCACUUUGUGGGACUGCGCGUUCUGGGCCACACACUGAGGGCCAGCACCAACGAAUUCCUUCUCCUCAUCAUCUUCCUUGCUCUCGGUGUCCUGAUCUUUGCCACUAUGAUCUACUAUGCUGAACGGAUUGGCGCUAACCCCAACGACCCUCGAGCUAGCGACCACACACAAUUCAAGAACAUCCCAAUUGGAUUCUGGUGGGCUGUAGUGACCAUGACGACCCUCGGCUAUGGAGACAUGUACCCCAAAACGACAUUUGGCAUGCUGGUUGGAGCUCUGUGCGCCCUGGCAGGUGUGCUUACCAUUGCAAUGCCCGUUCCUGUGAUUGUCAACAACUUUGGAAUGUAUUACUCAUUGGCUAUGGCGAAACAGAAACUACCAAAGAAAAAGAACAGGCACAUCCCUCGGGCCCCCCAACCAGGUUCUCCCAACUACUGUAAAGCAAGCAUCAGCUCCCAGCAUCCAAGUCCCAUUGCCAAUGACGAUGUUUUCGAGAUUAAGUUUCAAGACUCCAAGCUGAAUGGCGAGGCAGCUAAUGCGGCUCUGGCUAAUGAAGACUGUCCCCACAUAGACCAGGCUAUUUCUCCGGAAGAAAUCUUCAGCCCCAGCGAGAGAGAGCGGCCCUGCUUUCUGGUCACCACUGCUGAGCGUCCAAACCACACUGGGGGCAGAGUGAAGAGGGGUUAUGAAAAGCCUUGGAGCCUUAACAGCAUGUCUGGCAUGAGCGGGGAUGCCUCUGGAGUGUCCUCAGUGUCCGCCCUGCCCUGCAGCCCACCCUGUCUAAUGCAGCACUCACAUUCUCCCAUCCCAUCCAUUAUGUAGCAUGGUUGAGUAGCAGACACAAUGCCAUUGGAAGGCCAGUCCACACUUCUUUCUUAUCUUUCCUGUCAGAUUUUGCUUUGACACUUGCCUUCGCUCCUGCUUUCUUUUUUUCCAUUUUUGCUUUAUUAUUUUUCUGGAAAACUGUAUUCUUAUUGUGCUUAUACUCAAGCUUCCCAAGUGUUCUCCUUGGGUGUGUCAUCCUAUCCUAGAGUAGAAGACAUUGGCACAUGCCACUCUGCAUGGGUCACCUCAGUUACAGACAAAGCACUGGUGAACUGCAGGUUUACUCCAUUAUUCUUCCUGUGUUUACAUCAUUGCCUGUUGCUCUGUUGCUUUUGAUCUCUUCUAUUUCUCUGCUAAAAACUUUUAUACCAUAUGCUUUUUGAUUUUUGUGAGAAGAAAAAUGGCAGAAAGCAACCCCUACUAACAGUAUGCUGGACAUGAAUUAUAAAUGCUUUUAAACAUAUGUCUAAAAAGCUGUUAAGGCAACUGCUAAGUGCUUUGUAAUUUGCAAAGCAGAGAUGUUUUGAUUGAAAAAAAAAAGCAUUCCAGAGAAGACUCACUGUUAGCUGACAGGCCAUUACAAAAAUAUUUAGCAAAAUCUGAUGCAAAAUGGAGAUGAUGACCAUUUCUAUGCCACCAGUGAUGAAAACAGAUAAUGUGAACGGACGCAAAACUGUUUGUAUGUUCUACAUAAAAAAAUAUGGUCAACUAUAGAAAUGAGCAGAUGUGCAGCACCUGUAAGGAAAAAAAAAAGUUUUUUUUUUUUUUGUAAAAGCCUUGUCAUAAUUAUGCAUUUUGAGACAGCUUUAAAAAUAGAAAAAUGAAAAAAGAGACUCAGUCAUAGCAGAAAGGUUUGAUGUAGCGGCCAUUUUUUUGCCUUCGCCCAAACUCAUGCAUUAUUAAUCUUUUAUUUAUUUGAUGGGGAUUUCCUUUUAAGAUUAGCACAAGUUAACUUGAAAAAUCAGUUUUAAAGCCAACCUAUGUGGUUAUGAGCACAAAUAGAUCUCUUUCCAUCAUUAGCCAUGGGUUUUUAGACAGUAUUAAAAGGCUGCCGCAACUGUCACUGCCAUGACGCUAAAUUGAUGAAGGACAAAAUAGUUAUAAAUCAAUGGUGCCUUCAUACCUGGUGAGGCAAAGAAAAAAAUUGAUGGAAAGAUUACUUAAGUGUAGCAUCAUUACAUCUAAAUAUCUUUAUUAUAGCAGUGUUGGAAAAGCUUUAUUUUAUGAAGGGGUGCUUUGUAACUUUUUCCACCAGCAAUCAGAAUAAGGAAACCUUUUUUAUUCCCCUGCAGGGUGACAUAGCAUUAAAGAAUAACAGGCAAAAAGAAGAAAAAAGAACAAUAAAAACAGAUUAAUGGCCCAAUUUUUGUAUAAAAAGCACAAACUACAAAGGGGGAAAAAGGCAACUUGAUAGAGCCAACACAAAUCAAGUUAGGACUAACCAGAUGUCACAGUGACUAUAUUUCUGUAUGUAUGUCCAUUGGUUCAAAGCAGCAACAGCCUAUUGUCACUUGUACUGAUACUGUCCCAUUUAUUAUGCACAAGUUUUUCAGGGCACUUUAUCAAAAUUUAUGUAGACUAAUCAGAGGUGUUGAUUUGUAGAAGAUGAUGUAGUAUAGCAAUUCCAGCAACUCAUCCAAGUUUUGUUUUACUCUGAAUGAGCAGUUUUACAUUUCUAGUCAUGUCUGUUGUGGUAAUUAAUGGACGUUAUUUAAAAAAAAAAAGUUAAAAUUAUAAUAUUAGUGUGACGUUUUGAUGUAAAGAAAUACAGGUGAAUUAAAUGGUAAUGCAAUUUAAAGGGGGGAGGAACAAUAGCACAGUGUCUAAUGUAAGUCUACUUUGAGAAAGGUAAUUGCAUGUAUUGUACUUUUAUGCAAGAGAAAAGUAUUCAACUAAAACAUGUAAAUACAAAGUCAUUGCAUGAAAUAAAUUUUUUACACAAUGA